Monopterus albus (swamp eel) is the source of this 2191-nucleotide messenger RNA. RefSeq names its product cyclin J (gene ccnj). The record is from RefSeq and is a predicted model, not a curated record. The coding region runs from base 447 to 1523 and encodes 358 amino acids. The transcript has 6 exons. Lineage: Eukaryota; Metazoa; Chordata; Actinopteri; Synbranchiformes; Synbranchidae.
GAAACGCUCGUCUCAGAAGUUGCCAUUGUGAGACAAUGGAAAUUCGGCUUGAAAUAUUCCCGGUUAUACAUUACAAUUUACAAUCGUGCCAGAAUCUUUAAUCAUGACAUUUUUCGAAGUUCAACAAUGAAUAAAGAUUGUAUGAAGAUACUUGCGCUAUACUCAAAUAUAAAUCAUGACAGCAUUAUAAUACCUAUGUGAUAAAUAGCUUUGUAAUGAAAGCUGUUCUAUAAAUCAGUUUUACCAACAGUCUUGGGCUAUACAUUUGCCAAACACCACUAUUCGGCUUUCUCGGCUUCGUUAUCGUUGGUUGUCCCUGCUCUCUCAACAUAAAGCCAUUGUUUCCGGUAGCACUUGAAGGCAGCAGUAGCGUUAGCUGAACUCGUGCUGAGCCGAGAAGCUCCACUGACUACAGCAAUGAGUAGGUUUCCAAAGCACUGCAUUAAAUGGAGCUGGAGGACCAAUGGUGGAAAGGACAGCUGGCUGCAGAUAUCUACAAGGCGCUACGUUACAAAGAGCUCGUGUUGCCUUCCUACAAAGGCCAGUCGCCUCAGCUCAACUUGAGACGAUACUUUGCAGACCUCAUAGCCAUUGUCAGCAACCGCUUCCACCUGUGUCCUGCAGCCAGACACCUGGCUGUCUACCUGCUGGACCUCUUCAUGGAUCGCUACGAUGUCACUGUGCAGCAGCUUCACAUAGUCUCACUCUCAUGUCUUCUUUUGGCCAGUAAAUUUGAGGAAAGGGAGGACAGAGUGCCAAAGUUGGAAACCUUGAAUGGCCUGAGCUGCAUGAGCUCCGUGAACCUGGUCCUGACCAAGCAGGGUUUACUACACAUGGAGCUGCUCCUGCUGGAAACCUUCCAGUGGAACCUGUACUUCCCUACAGCUGCUCAUUUCAUAGAAUACUACCUGUCCAUUGCUGUCCAUGAGGGAGACCUCCAUGAUGGCUGGCCUAUGACCUGUCUGGAGAAGACGAAACUAUACAUGGCCAAGUAUGCUGAUUACUUCCUGGAGGUUUCCUUACAGGAUCAUAUGUUUUUGCGUUUUGCCCCCUCUUUGGUGGCUGCUGCAUGUGUGGCUGCCACCCGCCUCAUCCUCCACCUGUCCCCUACAUGGCCACCCCGACUGCAGCACCUCACAGCUUACACAUGGGAGAACCUAGUCCCAUGUGCAGAGAAACUACUCAUUGCACAUGACAGUGAUGUCAAAGAGGCCAACAAGCAGAAGUGCCAGCAGCCAAACCACCAUCAUCAGCAGCAGGGCCAGACAGCCACUGUUGCCCAGUACCUGCACCAGCCCGGCAUGCAGUACCCUCAGAAGGCUCCACAGCCGGGCCCGGCCCCUAAUCACAGGCCUGCCUCCUACCUCAGCCACCCCACCACUAGCCUACAGGCUCCUACUGGCCCUCAGCAUGGCAACUCCCAGGCCAUCACAAUCUCACUAGAUUCAAAGCCCAGCAUCCCAAGCAGGGCUUACCAAGUCAGCAUGCGCUAUACCCACUCUGCUCCGUGUUUUGACAGAUGAUGGAUUUUCAGGAUUUAGUCAUUUUUGGGGAGGAAAAGAAACUAGAUGGUGAUCUGUUUCUCUUGAACCUAACAGAAUACAGUGAAGGAAGAAUUGUGUUUUUAAUUUAAGAGUCUUGAUGAGAUUGGUGCAGCACUUUGAAUCAUAAGGUGUACGCAAUGUGCAAUAUGCAUACUCUGCUGUUUUUGCACAGAGCAUGCAUGAAGAAUUUUCUUUUUCAAGAUGUUUGAGAUAUCAGGUAUGAUGUCUCUAUUCAAGGCAGACUUUGCACCACUGUACCCACUAGUGUAUAAUUUAGCUACAGACCAAAGGUCUUGUGUUUAUUUAAGCCCUCAGGUACCUCAGGAAGUGUUAAAUGUAUAAAUACUUUGCACCUAUAGCCAUGAUGACUAUUACUUAUAACUUGCUAAUUAUAAGUUAAAAGGGUAGUAACAAAAAGAGAUGCUUCGGUUUGUGGUUGAGAUAAGAGAGCACAGUUUGUGUAGAUGUUCUGUUCCUUGAUUUUUUUUGUGUGUGUGUGUGUGUGUAAAACUAGAAAAGAAUAUACUCCUAAAUGUCACAAUCUGUUUGCAGAAAAAAAUGUUGUUCUUCUGUACAGAGAGAAUUUCAGUCAGUGCUGUGCACUUCUACAAUAAUAGUUUUAAAUAAAUACAAAUAGUUUAACUGAG